ACUUCCGGUUCCGUACAGCUGCAAACAACAUGGCGAAAGCCGGGGAGAAGAGUGGCGGUGGCGGGAAGCGAGGUUUGAAGAGGAAAGCCGCCGCCGAAGAGCCUCAAGAGGCUGCGGUCGCGGGCGAUGGGGCGGCGGAGAGCGGGGUGCAGCCCCCGAAAGCGGGUGCCUUCCCCCCGGGCUUCAGUAUCUCGGAGAUUAAGAACAAACAGCGGCGACACUUGAUGUUCACGCGGUGGAAGCAGCAGCAGCGGAAGGAAAAGUUGGCAGCUAAGAAAAAACUUAAAAAAGAGAGAGAGGCUCUUGGUGAUAAGGCUCCACCAAAGCCUGUUCCCAAGACCAUUGACAAUCAACGAGUCCCUGAUGAAACCGCAGUAGACCCCAAUGAUGAAGAGGUCGCUUAUGAUGAAGCUACAGAUGAAUUUGCUUCCUACUUCAACAGACAGACAUCUCCAAAGAUUCUCAUCACGACAUCGGAUAGACCUCAUGGGAGGACAGUACGACUCUGUGAGCAGCUCUCAACAGUUAUACCAGAUUCACAUGUUUAUUACAGAAGAGGACUGGCUCUGAAAAAAAUUAUUCCACAGUGCAUUGCAAGAGAUUUCACAGACCUGAUAGUUAUUAAUGAAGAUAGGAAAACACCGAAUGGCCUUAUUUUGAGUCAUUUGCCAAAUGGCCCAACUGCUCACUUUAAAAUGAGUAGUGUUCGUCUUCGUAAAGAAAUUAAGAGACGAGGCAAAGAUCCCACAGAACAUGUUCCUGAGAUAAUUCUGAAUAACUUCACAACACGGCUUGGUCAUUCCAUUGGACGCAUGUUUGCGGCUCUCUUUCCUCAUAAUCCUCAAUUUAUUGGAAGGCAGGUUGCCACAUUCCACAAUCAGCGGGAUUACAUCUUCUUCAGGUUUCACAGAUAUAUAUUCAAGAGUGAAAAGAAAGUGGGAAUUCAGGAACUUGGACCACGUUUUACCUUAAAAUUACGAUCUCUUCAGAAGGGAACCUUUGAUUCUAAAUAUGGAGAAUAUGAAUGGGUCCAUAAGCCACGGGAAAUGGAUACAAGUAGAAGAAAAUUCCAUUUAUAAAGUACUGAGGGAGUAGUAUUGAAUUUUGCUGGACAGGCUUGUCUUGAAAAACAUGGUAAAUUAUUUAACAAAGCACCCUUUUCAAAAUGGAGUUGAUUUUUGUAAAUCUUAUAUUUGAACAAAUGACCAAGUGCCAUGAAUUUCUACUGUGUUAUUGUAAAUAUAAAUAAAUAUAAUUUUGGUGAGGUCUAAAAGUCCUAAA
Molecule: messenger RNA, 1281 nt
Organism: Peromyscus maniculatus bairdii (prairie deer mouse)
Lineage: Eukaryota; Metazoa; Chordata; Mammalia; Rodentia; Cricetidae
Gene: Rpf1
Product: ribosome production factor 1 homolog
Biological process (GO): maturation of 5.8S rRNA; maturation of LSU-rRNA
Cellular component (GO): nucleolus; preribosome, large subunit precursor
Molecular function (GO): rRNA primary transcript binding
Source: RefSeq, a predicted model, not a curated record